Molecule: messenger RNA, 1602 nt
Organism: Miscanthus lutarioriparius
Lineage: Eukaryota; Viridiplantae; Streptophyta; Magnoliopsida; Poales; Poaceae
Source: the annotation of a GenBank genome assembly
AUGGCGGAAGGUUUGAGGUUCCCAUAUCUCUCUUUAGAAAUGCAUCCCCCUCUGACUUUACAUAGGCAUCCUAUGUGUGCCGAGAUUAUUGAAGAAUUCCAAAAGUGCCAUCUGGAUCACCCUGUUAAGAAGUUCUUUGGAGAGUGCACAGACCUGAAAAUCAAGCUAGACCGCUGCUUCCGACAGGAGGUUCAAAGUUUCUUCCUUGUUACGGAAUAUGCUUCCAAUUUGUUCAUGCAUGCUUGUGCAACAGUGCUUUGUGCCAGAUAUGGACAACUCGCUCUUAUUGCCUACUAUAAGCAGUUUAUUGGGCUUCAGGCAUCUAUAACUGGGUUGGGGGAUUUUUGCAACCCUUACAGAUGCCCCAUUAUUCUUGUUCAUGAUGCAGGCAUCAACACCAUCACCUACAAGGCUACAACAGAGCUAAGGAACAAGGCAGGCGUACCUCGAUCGUCCAUGGAAGCAAAAGCAAUCCCGCUCCUCACGCCAUACACCAUGGGGAGGUUCCACCUCUCCCACAGGGUUGUCCAUGCACCACUCACAAGGUCAAGGUGCUACAACAACCUUCCGGGCGAGCACGUCGCCCUCUACUACUCCCAGAGGGCCUCGGAAGGCGGCCUCCUGAUCAGUGAGUCCACUGGGGUCUCCGAGACUGCCCAGGGGUACCCCAGCACUCCAGGUAUAUGGACCAAGGACCAGGUGGAAGCCUGGAAGCCAGUCGUCGAAGGUGUGCAUCAGAAGGGUGGAGUUUUCUUCUGCCAGAUUUGGCACGUAGGGAGGGCUUCUACUUAUGGUACUGCCACUUCUCAAGUUCUGGAUAUUUAUGGUGACCUUAUUAUCAACCCAAUGGACAAGCACCAAUUUCUUGUACGGACAAGCAGAUCACCCCUGAGGUUCUCGAUGAUGGGACUGUGGAGGAAUUCUCAGCCCCAAGGAGGCUUAGAGAAGAUGAAAUCCACCAAGAUUGUCAAUGAUUUUAGGCUUGCUGCUAGGAACUGCAUUGAAGCAGGCUUUGACGGAGUCGAAAUCCACUGUGCAUUUGGCUAUCUCAUCGAGCAGUUCAUGAAAGACAGUGUCAACGACAGAACUGACAAGUACGGUGGAAGCAUGGAAAACCGAUGCUGCUUUGCGCUAGAGGUAAUCCAAGCUGCCAUCGAUGAGGUCGGAGCAGACAGGGUUGGUGUCCGUCUCUCACCAUAUUCGAACUACCUGGAUUGCUGGGACUCAGACCCAGACGCACUUGGCCUGUACAUGAUCCACGCCAUGAACAAGCUCGGCGUCCUCUACUGCAGCAUGGUUGAGCCGGAGGCGGUCAAAGUGGAUGGUAAGGUGCAGAUCCCCUACAAGCUGCUGCAUUUCAGGAAAGCGUUUUCUGGCACUUUCAUUGUUGGUGGAGGAUACAACAGGGAAGAAGGCAACAGAGCUGUGUCUGAAGGUUACACUGACCUGGUGGCAUACGGCAAAUGGUUUCUGGCGAACCCAGACUUGCCAAAGCGAUUUGAGCUGAAUGCACCUUUGAACAAGUACGACAGAUCCACGUUCUACUCUCCUGACCCCGUUGUUGGGUACACUGAUUACCCUUUUAUCAGUCCUUCUGUGUGA